This is a messenger RNA of Ochotona curzoniae (black-lipped pika), 1335 nucleotides long. It is a transcript of the gene CDK2AP1, whose product is annotated as cyclin dependent kinase 2 associated protein 1. The record is from RefSeq and is a predicted model, not a curated record. The transcript has 4 exons. Gene Ontology annotation, cellular component: cytoplasm; nucleus. Bases 424 to 771 code for a protein of 115 amino acids. NCBI's taxonomy places the organism in Eukaryota, Metazoa, Chordata, Mammalia, Lagomorpha, Ochotonidae.
GCAGGCGUGAGGAGCGCGCCGGCGGCGGGGCCGCGCCGGGACCCCAGCCCCCCAAAGUUUGGCAAGUUCGGGCGUGAGCGCUCCCGGCGGCGCGGGGCGCGGGGCGCGGCCGGGGCGGAGCCGCCCCCUGACGCCGGGCCGCCCCUCCCGGCUCCGGCCGGCGGCGCUGGCUCGGCUCAAAGUUUGCGGCCGCCUCUGCGCCCGCCGAUGUAUGGGUGAUCGACUGCGGCGGUGUCAGGGUGAGGGACGGCCAUAUUUGCCGGUGCGGCCCCAGCCGUCAACAACAAAAAGUGCGCGGGCGCUCGGCGGGCGCUCGGACGGGCGCGGGGCCGCCGGGGCCGCCGUGUCGCCUCCCGGUCUCGCCGCCGCCGCCGCCCUCGCGGCCUGGCCCGGCUGUGCCCGGCGCGUCCGCCGCCCGGGGGGAUGUCUUACAAACCGAACUUGGCCGCGCACAUGCCCGCCGCCGCCCUCAACGCCGCUGGGAGUGUCCACUCACCUUCCACCAGCAUGGCUACAUCCUCCCAGUACCGCCAGCUGCUGAGUGACUAUGGGCCCCCGUCUUUGGGCUACACCCAGGGAACUGGGAACAGCCAGGUGCCCCAGAGCAAGUACGCAGAACUGCUGGCCAUCAUCGAGGAGCUGGGCAAAGAGAUCAGACCCACCUACGCUGGCAGCAAGAGCGCCAUGGAGAGACUGAAGCGAGGCAUCAUUCAUGCACGAGGACUGGUCCGGGAGUGCUUGGCUGAGACGGAACGGAACGCCCGCUCCUAGCCGCUGGUCAGCUGCAAGAUGAGCGGGCACAGUUCACCCCUGUGCGGAUGACACGCGUGGUCUCAAUGGUAACCUUUGGUCUUCCUCCCACGGUUCACUAGGCUCUGAACUUGCCGUCUCCAGGACCGAGAAUUUCUGCAGUUAGAAGCACCCAGGUCCCUGGCCCGCCCUCCCCACGCCCGGCACUGGCUAGCAGGUGCAUGGCGUCACCUGGAUACUGUCUCCCUUCAUCUUGUUUUGAAUGUUUCUGUUACCUGAGUCCCUCAUUGUUCCUUUCGGAAGUUAAUACAGCUCUGAGCGUCUUUGGAUGCUUCCCCUGUACCAUGUAGAUCUGCUUCAUGUAACUGCAUUUUUUGUUUGUUUGUGUGUGUGUGAGCAUUUGCAUGACUAUUAGCGCACAGGUUAUAAAUACAGAGGAGCGACAAGCCCGCCCGGAGCCCGAGCCUGUGGAGUUUCUGUUCAGGCUUUCCUUCCAAGUUGAGAGAGCAUCUGGAAGAAAAUGACUAAAACCGUUUACAUCUUUGUAUUUAUUACUUGAUGUAAUAAAGCUUAUUUUCAUUAACA